Messenger RNA from Oryzias latipes (Japanese medaka), 1932 nucleotides. It is a transcript of the gene serpinf2b, whose product is annotated as serpin peptidase inhibitor, clade F (alpha-2 antiplasmin, pigment epithelium derived factor), member 2b. Lineage: Eukaryota; Metazoa; Chordata; Actinopteri; Beloniformes; Adrianichthyidae. Gene Ontology annotation, biological process: negative regulation of endopeptidase activity. The record is from RefSeq and is a predicted model, not a curated record. Gene Ontology annotation, molecular function: serine-type endopeptidase inhibitor activity.
UCAUUUUCCGUCAGAGAUUAAGUUUAGUCAUGAUAUCAUGUGUACAGUUUGGUGCAAAAUACUCAUCUGUCAGACUUAAAUAUCCUGCCCUGGAAGAGUUUCAGAAGAAACUUUAAGAAUUAGUGGGUUAAACCCCCGAUCAAUUUAAGUUGAUAUUUAACAGUUUACCGAGCAACUGCCAAUUUUUCACUCUUGGGGACUCAGCCAUUCACAGUACAGUACUUUCUCCUUUUUUUGGGGCCAGCAAGAACAGAUUUUCCCCCAAAAAAUUAAAAGGUCAAUUUUCGGUUAAUCUCGGCCCCAUUAGAAAAGGGUCAACUGAGAACAAAACAAUACAAUAAAACAAAGUAACGUUAUCAGGACAUGGACAUCUGCCUGACACUCCUGUUUAUCUGUCUCUGCAGCCGAGGGGUCACUAAUGCUGAAGCAGCAGAUGAUGACUCAGUACCUGUUGUGCCUCUCAUUCCUCUGAUAAACAGUAACAUUACAGAGACAGAUGAAAUCAGAGGAAUGAUAGAACCGGGACCUUCCAUCGUGGAAACGACGGUUGGAAGUAUCUCCGGUGGAUCUGCAUCAGAUGAGGACGACAUGGAAGGCUGCGGUUCUAUCAGUCAAAGCCAAGAGUCCCUGCAGGCCAUCACUGCUGCCAUUCAGAAACUGGGAGUACAGCUGCUACAAAACCUGGAGAUAACGCCAGAUCAGCCAAAUCUUAUUAUAUCUCCUUUAAGCAUAUCCCUGGCUCUUUCUCAGUUGGCUUUAGGCGCAGAAAAUGAGACUGAAGAGCUACUAAUGCAUCACCUCCAUGAAAACUCUGUCCCCUGCUACCACCAGUCUCUGCACAAUGUCUUACUGCAACUUAGAAACAGGGACUUGCAGAUUGCAACUGGCAUAUUUUUGGGCCAAGGGUUUGAAGCAAAGCAAGAGUUUGUCAGUGAGUCCAAGCAGCUCUACCACUCAGAACCAGCAAUGCUGGAGAACCUGCAGCAGAUCAAUGACUGGGUGGAGAACGCAACACAAGGAAAAAUGUCGGACUUCUUGUCGUCUUUGCCGUCCAAUCUGCUUCUUAUGCUCAUUAAUGCUGUCCAUUUUAAAGGGGAAUGGAAAGCUCGUUUUGAUCCUCGCUUUACCACCAGAGGCGUGUUCCACCUUGAUGACAUGCACAUGGUGGAUGUUGAAGUGAUGGAAGAUGCAAAGCAUCCUUUGAGUUCAUUUACUGACCAUGACCUGGGGGCUCAAGUAGCAAAGUUUCCAUUCAUGAAGUUGAUGAGCUUGCUGGUGGUGAUGCCUCUGUCCGGCCAAGUUAACGUGUCCUCACUUUCUGCUAAGCUAAAUAUCUCGGAUCUAUAUGACCGUCUUCCAAAAGAAAGGGCUGUUCAAGUCAAAGUUCCUAAAUUUAAAUUGGAAUAUUCUCAAGAGUUGCAGGAGGUUCUCACCAGACUGGGCCUUGGAGAAAUGUUUCAAAAUCCCAACUUGGCUGACAUUGCUGACGGCCCCCUGCUUGUGUCCAGUGUGAAACACAAGUCCAUCAUGGAAAUAAACGAGGAGGGAGCAGAAGCUGCUGCAUCCACCUCUGUGGUCAUCUCAAGAGCAUCUAAUCCAGUUUUUCACCUGAGUCAACCUUUCUUCUUUGUGCUGAUCGAUGACAUGACUCUAAUACCAAUCUUCAUGGGGGUGAUCAACAAUCCCAACCCUGGAGGCCCCAUUCUUCAGAGAGGAGAAUUUGGAAACAGAGAUAAAGCAGGAUUCCCAAAUGACAAGAAUUCCAUGGCUGAUUUUGAACGUUCUCCAAAGUAGGAACUCUUCCAGGAAAACUUACAACAAUCUAUGAGACAUACUGGAUAAAAAAUAUGUACGUGAAAGUGAACAAUGUUUUUCUUGUCUUUUUCAUUACAAAAUAAAAGUAUUGAGGAGCCCUAAAUUCUCUUUAAAACU